GUUCGUUCUGGAGUUUCAUCAAAUCGAAGAAAAAUGACGACAACGAGUCCAAGCCGACCGUGGCCCACCUGGGAGAGGAGAACAAAUUUUACUUCAACAAGGAGCUGAAGCGAUGGGUGAUAAGGGGCGAGGAAGACAAAGUGGAGAAUGAGCAGAAGGUGACAGCCCCCCCCAAAAUGAGCACUUUGCAAAACGCCAGCCAGGGCUACCGCUCCCUGAUGCAGCAGAACAAAACGAGGAGUGCCCGCACCAUUUACGCAGAAAUCCCUGGAUUAAAAACUAUUAAGAAGAAGAGCACAAAUAUGCAAGGAGGAAUUGUGUCCCCUUAUAUGAUGGAUUCAGCCAAGAACGAAUUAAGUAGCAACACGACUGAUGAAAAUCGAUCAGAGCCAUUUGGCUCGAACAUGUUCAUACCUUGUGUGAAAGUUCAAGAGAAAAUACACCAAGGUGGGAAGUCCCCUUUGGGAAAUAAUGCAAAUGACGCUGAAUUGGAAGCUAACCCUAAAUUGAGGGGCAAAGAAGAAGGGGAAGUUAUUAAGGGCCCUGUGGAUGACGAUACGGGUAUGGAUAACAAAAAGACACACAUCAUCCCCAGUGGGGUCAGCCAAAUGAAAAAGGAUAGUGGUGACACAUUGAAGCAACUAAAUGGAAAGGAUUCAAAACAGGAGAGUAACAUACCUAGUGUAGAAAAAAGUAUGUUCAUCCCAAAGGUACACAUGGAAAACGAAUUCAAGAGUAACCUUUCCAGGGAGAGCUUUCUUAACUCAAAUAGGAGUAACGACAGGGCAGGAUCCAUACACGACAGUUACGCGGGAAAUGGAGUGUCUAGUGAUAGCAUCCCUAAGGGGCACGAACUGAAAGGAGGCAUAGACAAUUUUAAGCCUCCAAGUGGGGUUAACAUACCACCUAAGGAAGUGCGAAGUGAUCAUAUGGCUAGCUCGAUUAAGAGGGAGGAUCGAAGCAGCAGUUUUUAUGGUGACAUGGGUUUAGGGUUUAAUGAAGCAAAGGGAACAACUCCUCCGUUGAGUAGGGGGCCUCCACCAGUGGCACCCCCUAUGAGAGGUCCCCCUCCUCCAGGAGGUGCUGUGAAGCCGGUUUACUUUGAACGGCCGGAGCGCGGGGGCACAAAAUUCGCGACCAUGCCGAAUGGCACUUACAACGGGCGCGAAAUGGAAGGCCCCCAAACGAGAGUCCCGAUUGUGGGAGCAAAUGGGAGGGAUUCCUGGGCGAAGAGUAACGAUGAUAUCGCGAGAAGUAUCCCAGUUAGACCUCCCCCUAAUAUGUAUCCAACCAAAAAGAUAGCAGAAGAAGAUGAAAAAAUGGUUGCAAAUCGGGUGAGCGAACAAAAUGAAAAGACCCUUUCCAUGAGUGGCAACGUCCAAGGAAAUUUAUUCCCUCAGAAGGAAAAGGAGCUAAUUGAGCAUUUUUUAAGUGCACUAAAUAAAAGCUUAACAAAGGAAGACGAAGAUUUUAAGUAUCGGCUAAAGUUAGAAACGGAGAAACUUCACUCGAUUGUAGAAAAAGGAAGCGAUUUGGACACUCUGUAUAGGAAACUGAGUCAGUUGAAGAGUAUAAAAGAGGAGAGUGAAGAUACAGAAGUACUAAUCGCGUCGCACGUAGAUGAGGGGGGUAGUACCACCCAAGGGAGAGAAGAAGCCGAGGCGGAGGAACAAUCUAAACUGAACAAUAUUGUACACUUAAUAAACAGUAAAAAUGAAAAAAUUAAAAGAGAGAUGGAAAUAUUUAUGAGUUCUUACAACGAGUUGAGAAAGGGAAAAAUGAAAAACGAAGAAAUCAUUCGGUUGUACAAAAAAAGGGAAAAAAAAAAUCUGCACAUCUUAAAGGAGAUGGAAGAAAAGGAGAGAAGAAGGAGUGCCUCUUUUAAAAAGAAGGAAAAAAAAUACCAAGAGGAGAUCUUAGAGGGAAAAAAAAAUCUCCAGCUGGAAAUUACAAAUCGUGAACAAGAGUUGGAGAGAGUGAUGAGGGAGCAGGAGGUGUCUCUAAGGAUGAAGGAAGAAGAAUUGGAAACGCUGAAGGGGAAGGAAGCUGCACUGAAGGAGGAGCUGAAGAAAGUCGAGUCCGAAGCGGAGAAAAAGGUAUCCAUUCUGAAGGACGAAUUCGAAAUGAGGAGGGCCAAAGAGAUGGAGGAGCUGGGCAACGAGCAGAGGGAAGUGACGAAGGGCGCAAUGGAGGAGGAGGUGAGGGGCGAGUUGCGAAGUGAACUGAAGGACGAAGUGAUAGGAGAGCUACGAUCCGAACUGAAGGAAGAAGUGAUAGGUGAGCUACGAUCCGAACUGAAGGAAGAAGUGAUAGGAGAGCUACGAUCCGAACUGAAGGAAGAAGUGAUAGGAGAGCUACGAUCCGAAAUGAAGGACGAAGUGAUAGGAGAGCUACGAUCCGAACUGAAGGACGAAGCGGCGGGUGACUUGGAAAAGGCGAAGAAACUCGCGGAGGACAACUUCAACAGCAAGCUAGAAAAGUAUAAAGAAAAAAUGGAGGAAAAUAAAAAUGAUUUCAUUAACAAUCUUAUCAUUGAGAAAAACGGCGAGGUGGAGGCUUUGCGGUGCCAGCUGGAGAAAAUGAAAAACGAGGAGAUUUCCCAAUUGAAGGAGGAACAGCAGAGGGCACUGAACGAGAACAUGGAGCAGAUGCGGCAGAGCCUGUUGGAGGAGCACCAGCAGCACAUGGAGGAGCUCAAGCGGGAGUGCGAGUCGCAGAAGAGUAGAGAAAUCGAGGCGCUGCGCGGUGAAGUGAGCAGGAGGGAGGAGGAGCUGGAGACCAUGGGCCAGGAAUUAAUGGACGAAAGGGAGAGGCUAGCCCGGGUAGAGAAACAGCUGAGCGAGGAGCAGGAGGAGAAGCUAGCCCAGCUGGAAAACUCGCAUGAGGAGAAGCUAGCCCAGCUGGAGAACUCGCAUGAGGAGAAGUUGGCCCAGCUGGAAAACUCGCAUGAGGAGAAGCUAGCCCAGCUGGAGAAUUCGCACGAGGAGAAGCUAGCCCAGCUGGAGAAUUCACACGAGGAGAAGCUAGCCCAGCUGGAGAACUCGCAUGAGGAGAAGCUAGCCCAGCUGCACGGAGAGAUCGAUCGGCUGCACAGCGAAAUGAACCAAAUGGCGAAGGAAAAGAGGCAUCUAGAACUAAACGUUGCACUGCUGAAGGAGGAAAAAGAAAACGCCAUGAACAGGAAUCAAAACCUAGAAGAUAAUCUAAAGAAUAAUGAAGAAAUACACAAUAGAAGGGUUAAUCUGCUCCAGGAACAAAAAGACAAACUGGAGAAGGAAAUAAAAGAAAUAAUACAAAACAGGAGAAAAGAAUCCGAACAAAUUAGAGAAAAAUUUGCAGAGCUUUUACAAGCAGAGAUUAAUAGAAUUAAAAAGGAGUCUGAACAAAAGGUGCACACGUAUGUGAAGCAAUACGAAGAAAUGAGCGAAGAGUAUGAGACGAAGAAAAAGGAAUUUAGUGACCUGCUGGAGAAAGCAAACAGCAAUAAUAAAGACUUGAACAAGAAAUACGAAGAAAAUAUAAUCAAAAUAAAUGAGUAUGAAGGAAUGAUUAAGAUGCUAGAGAAUCAGACAGAGCAAAUGGUACGAAACAAAAUCGAAGAACUAAAUGAAGAAUUUGAAAAGAAGAAAGAAAUUUUCGAAAAGGAGAAAAAACAAUUACUACAGAAUUGUGCACAACUUGAAGAGAAUCACAAGAAAAUCAAACAGCAGCUGGAGAAUGAAAUUAAUUUGGCCUUACAAGAAAAUGAACAGAAUAUUGUCCGCAUUACCAGUACAUACGAGUCCAGGGUGCACGAGAUGGAGAAGCGCUGUGAGGUGUUAAUGACUCAGUGCAGCGAGCUCAAAAUGAAGAACGACGAAAUGAUGGAGAACUUCUGCAAGGAGAAGGCGCAGAGGGAGCGCAGCCUGGAACGUCUGAGCAGCGCCAACGAUGAGUUGACCACCCAGAAUGAUCAGCUGACCACCAAGAAUGAUCAGCUGACAACCCAGAAUGAUCAGCUGACCACCCAGAAUGACCAGCUAACCACCCAGAAUGACCAGCUAGCCACCCAGAAUGACCAGUUGACCACCCAGAAUGACCAACUAAGCGACAACCUGAACGAAGUCAAAAACGAACUAUCCACCCUGCAAGGUAAGUACGAACAAGUGGCUAGCCAAAAUGCCCACCUGAAGAGCAGCGAGAAAGAGCAAAAAAAACUCAGCCACAGGUUGAGCGACCUAAAAAAUAUAAAUAGGGAUUUGAUUCGAGUUACAGAAAAGGAGAGAGAAUUAAACGUAAAAAAUGUCAACAUCAUAAAAUCUUUGCAAGCACAAAUAAAGGAACAAACGAAUUUGUACAAGGAGUACACGGAUGAAUUGAAAGAUGAAAUCGAGAAGCUAAAGAGAGUGACUGAAUCGGAAUCGAAUUCGAGUCUCUCGCAGUUGUUUAACGAAAACAAAAAAUUGAAGUUGCAAAAUGAGGUGAUAACUACCAAGAGUGAGACCAUGUCCGCUGCCCUCGACAGCUUGACCAAGAGACUCAGCUUCAUCGAGGCCAGCAUUCGGGACAAGGAUUACGGCCAGGAGGUCAUCCGACGCGCGGAUGAGUUGCAGUGA
Plasmodium cynomolgi strain B is the source of this 4595-nucleotide messenger RNA. RefSeq names its product liver stage antigen. The annotation marks the transcript as partial. The transcript has 2 exons. The record is from RefSeq and is a predicted model, not a curated record. Lineage: Eukaryota; Apicomplexa; Aconoidasida; Haemosporida; Plasmodiidae.